Molecule: messenger RNA, 472 nt
Organism: Sardina pilchardus (European sardine)
Lineage: Eukaryota; Metazoa; Chordata; Actinopteri; Clupeiformes; Clupeidae
Exons: 3
Coding region: 125-400 (91 amino acids)
Cellular component (GO): cytoplasm
Source: RefSeq, a predicted model, not a curated record
CUCUCUCACUCACUCACAUACAAGUUUAUACACACCUGAGCACACGCCACGCCACGCCAUCCCAUUCCAACCAGCCUAAAGCUGCACUGAAUCUUGCACUAGUCGUCCUCCUCUCUUCACAAACAUGGUCCUCACAAUCUACUUCAGCAGUGUCAGUGGAUCCAGGGAGCUGAAGCAGCAGCAGUCGGAGAUCUUCCAGUAUCUGGACGCCAAGCAGAUCAUGUACAAGGCCGUGGACAUCACGCAGGACACCAGCAUCAAGGACGAGAUGAGGAAGCGUGUGGGCAACCCCACCGCCAUGCCCCCACAGGUCUUCAACGGGGAUGCCUACUGCGGGGAUUACCCGCUGUUCUUUGAGGCUGUAGAGGAUGGCAAAGCAGAGGUCUUCUUCAAACUCUAAUUAUGAGUAGUACAGUGUACUCUGAUGUGCAAUAUAUUUUGUUGUUUGAUAAAUAAACUGUUUGCCUCUGAA